UAGACGCUACCCUACCACUAUGGAGGAGACGUGUGCGCUGCGCGACUUUCUUCCUGACGUCACUGUGCUGCGCGGGCCACAUGACAACCACAGCAGCAGCAACGUGUGGACAGGAGUGUUGCCAGUGACCGAUCUGGCUGCAGCGAUGACUUCUCUCUCGCACCAGCUGAAGCGCCUUGCGCUGCCGCAGAAUGACCCUAGCUUGUUUACUCGGCAUCAGGUCGCUUCCCUUCUCUUUGAUCCCAAGGAAGCUGCAAAUAUUGACAGAGACACCUUCUUUGCACUUGGCUGCACAGGUCUUGAAGAACUAAUGGGGAUUGACUCCUCCUUUCAAAUCUUUGAAGAGACUCUGUUCAAUCCAACUUCUAAAACUAUGGAGCGCAGUGUCCAAAGCAAAGCCAUGAAUAACCAGCUGGAUGAGAACAUUUCCUUAUUCCUCACACACCUGUCCCCUUACUUUAUGCUGAAACCAGCCCAGAAGUGCCUGGAGUGGCUUAUUCACAGGUUUCAUAUUCACCUCUACAAUCAAGACUGCUUGAUAGGAUGUGUCCUGCCAUACCAUGAAACUAAAGUGUUUGUCAGAGUCAUUCAGCUUUUAAAGAUCUCAGACCCCACUCAUAAAUGGAACUGGAUGCAUCCAAUCCAGAAACCAGGAGUGCCUCUUGCCAGAAGCACUGUAAUCACACACUGUUACAAGGACAUGGAUUUUAUGGAGUUCAUUUGCAAGUUGCCCACUCAGUCUCUGAAGGUCUUUUCUGAGGACACGGGAGAGGCUGCCAAACUGAGGGUCUUGAUGUCUUUUUAUGCAUCAACAAUUGUGUCUGCUUUGGAUGCUGCCGAGAAGAUUUCUGACGCACUGAUUGCUAAACUCCUUCCUUACGUGCAGAAGGGCUUAAAGUCAUCUGUAGUGGACUACAAAGCUGCCACAUACAUGAUAGUCUGCCAGUUAGCCGUGAAAACUGUCAUGGAACCACACUUGGUUAAAGCUCUGGCUUCGCAGGUCAGCCGUACUCUGCUGAAAACUGCGUCUCUGGUCCGGGAUGGAGUGGGAUGUCUCAUCAUACUGCUUCAGAGUCAGCAGUCAAAUGACGUGGGGAAAAAACCAUUUGUUCAUCUAUGUAAGGUUCCGGACUUAGUCAAUAUACUUCAUGAUAUCUCCAGCUCAUAUGAUGCGCAUUCCUUGUUACAAUAUCUCCUACCAAACCUAGUAUGCGCAAUUAUUCUUUCAUCUACAGAGGACACUGUAGAGCAAGCAGAUCCUGAUGUGUGUAAGAGUUACCUUGAAGCAAUACUCCAUAACAUACCACUAGAGAGAGACUUGGAUAAGCUUUUAGCUUGCACCUUCCUGCAGGAGUUCCUCACUUACGGAGAAGUUCACGGAGCCGACUCUGAUAAAAUGGCUAAGCUCUGCCAAUUUCUCCUUCCUCUCAUUAGACUUUUAGAAAGCAAAUACCCUGAAGCUCUGGAUUUUGUGUUGGAGAAAGAGUUGAAGAAUGUGUCAGAUGAGCAGAAGCAAAGCUUGUUCCAUCAGUUUAUCUCACUCACUACCAGUGGGGGAAAGCAUGAGUUAUUGGCAGAAUGCGAUACAUCGCUCCUGCUCAGCUUGAAUCACCCACAGCCGGCUGUGAGGCACCUAGCGUUGGUACAUUUAAAGGACAUCAUUGAGAAAUCUCAGGCUGGCUUUGAUGAAUCUUUUAUUAAGGAAGCUAUUGUAGCUCGUCUUAUGGACGACAAUGUAGAAGUACUUUUGUCUGCUUUGGACUCAUUCAAGCUUUACCACAGCCACUUCAGUACAGAAGAAAUGGUCUCAAAUUUGCUCAGUUUGUUUGACCGAACAGAUUUGUCUCAGGGUGACAGCUGGUACAAAGUUCUGGAAGAAGCAUUAGACCUCCUCCAGGAUAACUCGAUAAAAGACCACCCAGCGCUCUGCAGUACGGUGGUUCUGACAGCGAUACCACACAUGAUUUUCACAAACAGUCAGUUUCACUCUGCCGAGAAUAAAAUGGCUGUACAUCUGGGAAGAAGUGACAUUUGUAGUCUGCAUCCCCUACUAAAGGGCUGGCCAGAAGCACUUGGUGAGAGCUUACAAAAGGCUACACAUGGAGACUCUUUUGUGCUCAUAAAUAGCAACUUGGCUCAUCUGUUGUCAAACAACUUGACUGCUGUGGACGCAUCUUCAGUUUUAAAAAUGGUGGAGGAUCUGGUGCACAUAGCUGACAAGGAUUCAUUCAUGAUGAGGCAGAAGGUGACCUUUCAUGUGCUCAGCCAUGCCCUGGUAGAGGGUUACUCGGGCUGCCAGGAUCCUGAGCUACAGGCUGCCAUCACAAUCUUUCAAUUGCUUGACAAGAGACUGAGGAAUUUGGAGGCACCAGCACAGAAUAUCACGGACAAGUGGAUGCUGGAUGCUUCGAGUGGGCAGCAGCUGCAUAGUAUUGUGCUGACUAAGUACAUUGAGAAGCUGAAUGCUGGACAAGGUGCAGACGCUGAGGAAGCGGUUUUGUUAAUGCUGUGUCUAAAAAUAUUUAUAAACAAUCUUCAGCGUCCGGAAUCUUUCCCUAAAGGUAAUGUGUGGUGGAAUCCAGAGACCAUGGAGAGUGUGAGCCGCAACUACCUACAAAUCUGUAUUGGCCUCUUUGAUGUGACUGUGUUGGGGGCCAGUGAGGGAGAGCAUACAAUCAACUUUCGAGCUCUCUUGAGUUUCUUAAUUAUGCAACACUUUCAAAAUCACGUGGAACUGUUCAGCUUCCUCUCACUGCUCUGGACAUACGGCUGCAACCUUUCAAGUCCUUUGGCCUGCACAGUGAAUAUAGUGCUACAGACUAGGGCCCUUUACAUUGGUCACACCUUACUCACAUCCCAGUCUGCCCAGAAGAAAAAACAGCUUGCAUCGAUUUCUACUGCAGUGGUUGUGGCCUUGCUGGUUAACUUGACGAGUCCUGUGAGAGAGGUGCGCAGAGCUGCCAUAACCUGCUUACGUGCACUCGGCGCAGUGAUAGACUCCCCACUCUCCCAAGUCAUUAAUGCUGUGAUGGAAAGAACUGAAGAGAUCAUCGCCGACUCUACUUAUGUGGCUCAGGCUUUAGGUAGUAUGUUUGAAGAACUGCAGACCUCCGGUUCCUCCAAGACUACACAAAAGCUCUCAAAUGCACUGAAUCUACUCCUGAGUCUCCUGCAGACCCCAAGCUGUCCAUCGUAUGUCUGCAGAGUUUUGCUGAAGGUGCUUGAUGAUGUAAAUGGAGAGGCUGUUCUCACUCGGCUGUUGCCAGUCUUGGACAGAUUGCUGGAGAAAGUUGCACGUUCUGCAAGUCAGAUUCUACCAGAUGAGGCACUGCUGCUGCAGCUCAUCCUGGGGAAGUAUAAUGAACACUCUGCUGGCCUCUUGUCUAAGAACGCUGAAUGCCUAGAUAUCUUUCUGCGAGCACUGACAACUCCCCAGGUCAUUGCUGAUGGGAUGCCUUCCUUCCAGAUCACUGCACUGGGACAGAUCUCCAAGACUUUCUUUGCUGCUAUAGAAGACGGGACUGUUCAGCAGAAGCUACUGGGGAUCCUCUUUGACUUGCUUGUAGACAACAAAAACUCUGCAUAUGCCCAGGCUGUCAGCAGUGCUUUUAAAUCUAUCUCCGUUAAUGCCGGUCAUGUGAGUGCAGAACUUGAACCACCAGGAAAAGACAAAAGUGUGUCUUCGGUGCGAGAAACCAGGAGAAGUAAAAUGCAGGGUCAAAGGAAACCGCAGGCUGACGUGCCAGAAGAAGGGAAUGUGAACUGGCCUAGGACCACCCUUAUCCUGGAGCUGCUGCAGCACAAGAAGAAGCUGAAGGAACCACAGCUCUUAGUGCCUACUCUGUUUUACCUGCUCUCUAGGUGUCUUGAGCCUACAAAUCCUGUGCCGGAUAACUUGGAGUACACCAAGCAGCUAAUACUUAGUUGUCUGCUUAACAUCUGUGAGAAGAUUUCAUUGAACAAUGCCCAGGAUGCAAAAGAAAUUCUUGAUGAAGAAAAGUUCAAUGUGGAGCUGAUUGUCCAGUGUGUCCGGACCUCUGAGAUGCCUCAGACUCAUCAUCACGCACUGCUUCUGCUGGGAGCUGCCUCUGGAAUCUUCCCAGACAAAGUAUUGCACAACAUCAUGCCCAUCUUCACCUUCAUGGGUGCCAGUGUUAUGCGGCUGGAUGACAGCUAUAGCUUUCAAGUUAUCAGUAAGACUGUGCAGACUGUGAUCCCAGCGCUUAUACAGGCAGAAGGAGAGGCAUCACAGGACACCAAAGAUAAUGUGGAGAAGGUUGUAGAGAAGAUCAUACAUGUAUUUGUGGAUGCUCUGCCUCAUGUCCCAGAACACAGGCGCCUGCCCAUUUUGUCACAGCUUCUGGACACUGUGGGAACGGAACGAUUCCUUUGGGCACUACUGGUUCUUCUAUUCCAGCAACAUGUGACCAAAACGGUCACCGUGGCAACCAAUGGAGAGAAGGAUGCCGUUUUGGAGCAGGACACUGAAUUCUGGAUAUCAGUCUGUUGCGAGUUCAGUGUCUAUAAUCAACUGGAGAGUUUGAUCAAGCUGCUGAACUUCCUUGGGAAGCUCCCAGAAAAUAAAGAUGAAGAAAACCCUGAGCAGAAGAAAGGGAAGGCCCAGAAGCAGAAACCUCAGAAGGAAGACUCUCAGCUCUUCAGUGUGGAGAGCCACUCUGCUAAGCAGCUUCGUCACUUUAAGUUCUUGGCUGUGUCCUUCAUGGCACAGCUCUUGGCUUCUCACAGUUUUGUUGGCAAGGUUGUGGAGUGCGAAGUUGCUGAGGGAUUAAAAGAAUUGGAGCAAAGUUUAUUGGAAGAGGUUCUUUGCUAUAUCAACUUAGUAGCCAGCUCAGUGGAAGCAAACGCAGACAAGCCCACAGCAAAGUUUUGGCGUGCACUACUCAAUAAGUCCUAUGAGCUACUAGACAAGGUCAAUGCCUUAUUGCCUACCGAAACCUUUAUCCCAGUAAUCCGGGGACUUAUGUCCAAUCAUCUGCCAUCUGUGCGACGUAAAGCAAUGGAUUUAUUGAACAACAAGCUUCAGCAUCGAACACAGUGGCAGGAAGAACAGGUUGAGUUAUUGCUGGGACUUGUUGAGGACCUUAUUUCUGUUGCAAACCGGAAGGCGAAUGUGGAAGGGGAAGAGCAAGCUAUCAACAGACAGACCGCUCUAUACAGUUUGAAACUGCUCUGCAAAUGCUUUGGUUCUAACAGGCAGCAGGUGUUUGUACCUGUGCUGAAUGCUGCAGUUGACCUCAUCUCUGCUAAGGAGCCAGAGGAAAAGAAUGUAGUUGGCAGUGCUUUGCUGUGCAUUGCUGAAAUUACAAGCACCAUCAAAGCUCUAGCCAUUCCGCAGCUGCCGAGACUGAUGCCCGCUCUCCUCACCACUCUGAAGCAAAGAAAAGAGCUUCUUACUAGUGAGAUACACCUACUCAGCUCAGUGACUGCUCUACAAAAGGUGGUAGAGACUCUCCCACACUUCCUCAGCCCCUACCUACAAGAGACAUUGCUGCAGGUUACACGUCUGAACAAGAUUGCUGACAAAGUCGGACCAACUUCUCAGCUUUCUAUAAGGGUGACAGCACUGAAAGCAACCUUGGCAACAAAUCUGGCAGCCAGAGUUCUUCUCCCAGCCAUCACCAAGUGCUACUGUCAUCUUGUGGACACACGGCAGCAAAAAUGCCUGGGCUUUCUUAUGGACAUCCUGAGGGAACACAUUGCCUCAAUGGAGAAACAGCAGCUCUCAUCUCACCAGUCCGAGCUGACGUCUUUCUUCCUAAAGGCCCUGGAUUACAGAACAGAGCAUUUAGAGAGCGACCUGGAAGAAGUGAACACCACUGAGGGCCAUAUCAUUAACUGUUUGAUUAUCAUGGUCAUGAAGCUCUCGGAGGCCACGUUCAGGCCACUUUUCUUCAAGCUGUUCGACUGGUCCAAAACAGAAGGAGCCCCCAAGGACAGACUCCUCACCUUCUGCCGGUUGGCUGACUGUAUUGCUGACAAGCUGAAGGGGCUCUUUACCUUGUUUGCCGGUCACCUUGUUAAGCCUUUUGCAGACAUUUUGAAUCAGACAAACACAAUGAAAACUGAUGAAGAAUUUUUUGAAUCUGGAGAUAACGAUGAAAAGAGUUGCCUUCUUCUGGAGUUUGUUCUCAAUUGUCUGCACAAAAUCUUCCUAUAUGAUACUCAGCAUUUUGUCAGCAAGGAGAGAGCAGAGGCAUUAAUGAUGCCAUUGGUGGAUCAGAUUGAAAAUUUACUUGGAGGAGAUGAAAAGUACCACAUGCGAGUGAGCAGGAGCCUUGUCCCCUGUAUUGCUCAGUUCUCUGUUGCUAUGGCGGACGACUCCCUCUGGAAGCCUCUCAACUACCAGAUCCUCCUGAAGAUGCGCCACUCAUCUCCUAAGGUUCGCUUUGCUGCAAUGCUUGUGUUGGUUGAUCUAGUGGAAAAGCUGAGGGAGAACUACAUGAUCCUGCUCCCAGAAUCUAUCCCCUUCCUGGCUGAACUCAUGGAAGAUGAAUGUGAGGAAGUGGAACAACAAUGUCAGAAGACCAUAAAGCAACUGGAAACUAUUCUGGGAGAAUCACUCCAAAGCUAUUUCUAAGAGACCUUUAUUCUUCUCCAGCCCAGACUGAGCCAGACUGUAUUAUGAAUAACUUUCUUAUCAGAGAAAGUGAACUAUGUAAAGUCCAGAUGUCCAAAGAUGACCAUGCUGACCUGCAGAUGUUAUCGAAGAUCACCACCCUCCCCCCCAGCUGUCUUUGUCCUCAUUCUCAAUAAUGGUGUAAUUCAUUUUAAUCAAAUUAUUAUAGAGUGUUGCAUUUGUGUGCCACCCACUCUGCAGUAUUGGGCUGGUGCCUACAGAAUUGCAGCAAUAUGGCCAGCAGAGGUGUGUUCCCAUACCACUUUGGAACUUUCCAUUCUGAAAACAUUGAAGUCAUGUUUAUAGCUUUAUUAUGUUUUGUAUACUUAAAAUCUAUAUUAUAUACUGGAAAUUUAACAUUAAAUACAUAAACUGGU
Pseudophryne corroboree (corroboree frog) is the source of this 7014-nucleotide messenger RNA. It is a transcript of the gene HEATR1, whose product is annotated as HEAT repeat containing 1. The transcript is spliced from 44 exons. NCBI's taxonomy places the organism in Eukaryota, Metazoa, Chordata, Amphibia, Anura, Myobatrachidae. The coding region runs from base 20 to 6598 and encodes 2192 amino acids. Gene Ontology annotation, molecular function: snoRNA binding. Gene Ontology annotation, cellular component: t-UTP complex; small-subunit processome; 90S preribosome. Gene Ontology annotation, biological process: positive regulation of transcription by RNA polymerase I; maturation of SSU-rRNA from tricistronic rRNA transcript (SSU-rRNA, 5.8S rRNA, LSU-rRNA). The record is from RefSeq and is a predicted model, not a curated record.